Molecule: messenger RNA, 2412 nt
Organism: Aedes aegypti (yellow fever mosquito)
Lineage: Eukaryota; Metazoa; Arthropoda; Insecta; Diptera; Culicidae
Gene: nudE
Product: nuclear distribution protein nudE homolog
Exons: 2
Coding region: 304-1623 (439 amino acids)
Biological process (GO): cell migration; vesicle transport along microtubule; chromosome segregation
Cellular component (GO): kinesin complex; kinetochore; centrosome
Molecular function (GO): microtubule binding
Source: RefSeq, a predicted model, not a curated record
GUCAUGUCCGUCUUUCAUCGAACAGUCAGUCAAUCAAUUUUCUUUUGUGCGUUCGUCUGUUUGGUGACUCUCUCCGUGACUGUUUCUCGAAACGAAAAAAAAGUGACGAAAAUGCGAAAAACAUACACAUAAUUUUUGUCCCUACCCAGGUGUCGAUGCGAAAGAAUAUUGAUAAUUACAAUCCAAUCCUCGUAAAAAAGGCCGUGCCGUUGGACCAACUUUGAAAGCUGCAAGAAAAACAUCCAGAAGAUUUGCUGAGCAUUCCGAAAGAUAUCGGAAGCGAAAACAACUGGCCUGGCCGCGAUGGAUCAGGAAAAUACAUUUGCCAGCGUAGAGGAGGAGUGUUUGUUUUGGAAGGAGCGCUGUUUGCAAUUCCGUAAGGAUCGAAAUGACGUCCAGAAGGAAUUUGACGAUUUCACGGAGGAGUCACGGCAACUGGAAGCAGAGCUGGAGAUGACCGUCGAUCAGCAGGAAAAGAAGAUUCGCGAUCUUAACCAGCUGGUAAGCCAACUUCGCGUAGAGUGUGAGUCAUACAAGCGAAAGAUGACCAACAGUGAGAAUGAAUCGAAUAAGAUCGAUGCAGAUUACAAACAGUUGGUCAAGGAGAACGAGAAGUUCAAGGUUUAUAUCCGUGAACUAGAGCAAAAGAACGAUGAUUUGGAACGAGCCAACCGGGUGGCAAGUGAGAGCGUUGCGGAAUUUGAAUCGAUGUUGAAUCAGGCUUACGAAAAGAAUGCUCUUUUGGAACUCGAGGUUGACGAGAAGGAACGCAUGCAAAUCAAGUUACAGCGACUUAUGGACGAGGCUCGGGAUUUGAAACAGGAGCUGAAAGUUAGACACGUUCCCAAGGAUGAAGAAGAUGGGGAAGUAGCGGACACGCUCGCGGUUGACGACACACCGGAAGACAAAACACAAGAGAUCGCAUCCGGUGAACCUAGAUCCGACUCGAAUACCACCGCAAAUGUAUGCCUCAGUAGCAAUAAGCUAGAAAACCUCAAUAAUAACGUCAUUGGCAAAAAGACAGACCUAAAUGUUGUAGCCCUCGCGAAAUCGACCAGUAAACUCGACUUGGAACCCCCCUUAGGAACCAUGGACAAUGCAGUUAGUAAGAUAGAAGAUAGUACGCUGCAGCAAAAGUUGAUUAUAGAACGUAAUGGCAACCUGAAUAGCAGCUCGGCUUUGGUUUCGAGCGUCCUAAAUGCCCCAAUGGCCCCGAGCGAUCGAGUAUCUACCCUUACCAUUGUGGCAGACCUUCUACGACGGCUGGACAACAUGGAAGCCAAACUGAAGGCCUGGAAGAUUCGCAAGCCUUCAUCCCGGACGAAUCUGGCCUCCAGUGGAAACCACCGACAUAGCCAUAGUCAGUUGAAUAAUCACAGUUUGCACCAUUCCCACCAACUCGGUAUAUCAGCAGCUACUGGGGGAGGCGGAUUAACUGGAUCUGGCGUUCCGGCCGACAGUAGUGUAUCGUUGAAUUCCCUUGGCAGCGGGGACAGCUGUUGUAACGUUCAACUGCACUCCUAUCAACCAGGAAUGGCCACCAUCGGAACACAAACCUCUCAGCAGCAGCAGCAGCAGCAGAUUCCAUCACAGACGAAAGCCGAGCUGCGGACUAAUAAAUAAGCUAAAAACCAUUCUCUCACACUCUUUUACCCUUGCGCGUACACUUACUGUGUUUUUUUUAAUUAAAUUAUUUAAUUUAAUGGGUUAUAUUUUACGAAAAACUUCUUUAACGUGUAUUUGUACAUAGACGAAUCGAAGGGAGGGCACAGAGGGAGGUGGCAGUGUGCGAGACACAAAACAAAGGCAUACAGAUUUUUUUUGUAGGAUUAUGCUUUUUGAAACGUUGAUCGAAUUCAAAAAUACGUCUGUUCAAAUUGAUCGUUUUAAUGCUAAGUAGUAUUGUCCUUCGUUUAGAAUGAAUAUUUGUAAAAUGAUAAAUUCUAUUUUCUAGGAUUAAGCUCCGUCUAUAUUUUUUGGAAGACUUUAUGAACAUCAAUAAAACUAGUAACGAAUGCUCCACAAAUUGAGAAAAAAAAAUCAGACACAAAUUGACAUAACAAAUGCACUUCAAUGAGUGUUCACAUUAUUCCUACAUAGAAAAUUGCUAGCUAAGCUAAAAAGCACACUACAUCAUUCUCUCGCUUUCAGUUGCAGCUUCUCUAAACUAAAGAAACGAUCAAAAAUAAUAACUUAGCCGGGGGCAAACAGUUGGCACCCUUUAUAAAAAAAAAUAUAGCGAAAAAGUACUAGAUUACUUGUUUUCUAUAUACAGUACUGAACCGUAGUUUGAGUCUACAGAAAUCGAGCUAAUUGUACAGCAGUCGACAAAGCUAGCUGCUGAUAUGCUGAAAAAAAUGACAGUGUAGUAACCCGGAAAGAAAUGUUAAAUAAAAAUAUUUAUUGGAAGAG